ACUGCAACCAUUAACUAUUUUUUAAUCUUUACGCCUUAAUUUGAUAAUCCAACAUCCAUCCUUUCGAAAAAGUGUAACAUUAACUUAAAUUUUUUCUAUAAAAUUGUUCAGUUUUACACAAAAUGGCUCGUUCACUUAUGAGAUUCGGGAAAUAUCUAAGUACAAAUUACAACAAUCCUAUUCCACUUUCGGUGAUAUCAGUGCGAAACAGAUGCUCGGAUACCCGAAUUAAAGCUGUCAAACCCAUUGUCGAAAUGGACGGAGAUGAAAUGACAAGAAUUAUCUGGCAGUUUAUAAAAGAAAAACUAAUCUUCCCCUAUGUUAAAGUAGAGUGUUUGUACUACGAUCUUGGGCUUCCGUAUAGAGAUCAGACGAAUGAUCAGGUAACAAUCGAUGCUGCGAAUGCAAUCCUUAAGCAUAACGUAGGCAUAAAAUGUGCAACAAUCACCCCAGAUGAACAAAGGGUAGAGGAAUUCAAGCUUAAAAAAAUGUGGCUCAGUCCAAACGGAACUAUCCGUAACAUUCUCGGAGGAACAGUAUUCCGUGAACCGAUACUCUGUAGCAACAUUCCACGUCUUGUGCCUGGAUGGACUAGACCUAUCGUUAUUGGUCGUCAUGCCCAUGGUGACCAGUAUAAAGCCACAGAUUUUGUUGUAUCCAAACCAGGCACCGUAAAACUGAUUUACACAGGUGAUGAUGGAACAACUGAGGAACAUACGCUGUUUAAGUACAAGGGCGGUGGUGUUGCUAUGGGCAUGUACAACACGGACGACUCUAUUAAAUCGUUCGCUCACUCAUCCUUCCAAAUAGCGCUGGGCAAAAAAUGGCCGUUAUAUUUAUCCACCAAAAACACAAUCCUGAAGCGUUACGAUGGUCGCUUUAAAGACAUUUUUCAGGAAAUUUACGAAAAAGACUACAAGAAGCAAUUUGAGGAGGCAAAGAUUUGGUACGAACAUCGAUUGAUCGAUGAUAUGGUUGCCCAGGCUAUAAAGUCCGAUGGUGGAUUUGUGUGGUCUUGCAAAAACUACGAUGGAGACGUUCAAUCCGAUGUUGUUGCGCAAGGCUACGGGUCACUUGGGUUAAUGACUUCAGUUCUGGUAUGCCCAGACGGAAAAACUAUCGAAUCUGAGGCGGCCCAUGGUACAGUAACACGUCAUUACAGAGAACAUCAAAAGGGAAAACCAACAUCCACCAACCCGAUUGCUUCAAUCUUUGCGUGGACUCGUGGGCUGGAACAUCGUGCUAAGCUAGAUAGCACCCCUGAACUCGGUCGCUUUGCCACUGCACUUGAACGGGCUUGCGUAGAUACGGUUGAAUCUGGAAAAAUGACCAAAGACUUGGCCAUAUGCAUUCAUGGAAUGAAGAACACGAAGGAAGGCAUGUACCUUAACACACAAGACUUUUUAGAAGCCAUCGCUGAUCAGCUAGAGCGUUCGUGGAAAAAAUGAAGCAUCCAAAAUCACUUCUGAGUGACACUAAGCAAAAUCAGGGACAUUUUACCAUUUUAUAGAUACAAAAUCUAUGUGCAAAUAAUUGCUAUUAAAUUAAUUGCAAACCAUUCGAUAUAUUCAGUCUAGUGCCUCUAGAAAACUACUAUCAAAGAUACUCCAAAUCCCCAAAUACAAAAUUACGCUUAUGAGUGUACAUUUACGCGUAAAUAAGAUGUAAACAGGUGUUGAUGUCGAUUUCUCCAACAUGCUGUUAAUGAUUUGCAUUGCACCUUAUAAAAGGAACUAGAUAUGCCAGUUUUUGAUUUCAUCGUACAUGAGUAAAAAGUAUGCCUUCAAUACUAUCUACCGGCGGCAGAAUUUACUAGACUAUCAUAGUCUUUGCAUCGCCUUCUCAUUUAACAUAAGUGUUAAUGACAUAUGAUAUAGUCAAACGUGUGUCUAUGAGAAUGCUUUACGAACACUGUGACAAGUUAGUAAACGCUCUUGCCGUUAGGAGCCACUUUACUGACGAUUGAAUUUGCAAAAAAUGGCAUGUCUAAAAAGCAUAGAUCUAAGAUCUAAUCUAAUCUAAGGCCCCGUACAGAGUAGGGUAGGGUUUGGACCCCAUCAGCAGCUGUACAUAAUUUGGACACUUCCAUUUGGUUUUGCUGUAAGUGUCCAAAUUAUGUACAGCUACUGAUGGGGUCUAAAAUACGUUGGUUACCCUAAACGCGACAGCGACGCGACACGACUUCGCUCACAUUCGUUUAAAUACGCAGCCCUGCUUCCAGCGAAAAAGUGCUGCGUAUUUAAACGAAUGUGGACGAAGUCGCGUCGCGUUUACUCUGGCGUUACCCUAAGAUUGCACUUAUACUAUUUUAGAGCCAUUUCCUGUGUACAUCUUAUCGUUUCCAUAUGCUCGUAUGUAUGUUUUGACUAGAUUGUGAUCAUAAUUUAAGUUGAAACAUCCAAAUAAAAAUCAAUAUUCUU
Molecule: messenger RNA, 2420 nt
Organism: Sabethes cyaneus
Lineage: Eukaryota; Metazoa; Arthropoda; Insecta; Diptera; Culicidae
Product: isocitrate dehydrogenase [NADP], mitochondrial-like
Exons: 4
Coding region: 123-1448 (441 amino acids)
Biological process (GO): isocitrate metabolic process
Cellular component (GO): mitochondrion
Molecular function (GO): isocitrate dehydrogenase (NADP+) activity; NAD binding; magnesium ion binding
Source: RefSeq, a predicted model, not a curated record